Messenger RNA from Mesorhabditis spiculigera, 603 nucleotides. The record is from the annotation of a GenBank genome assembly. NCBI's taxonomy places the organism in Eukaryota, Metazoa, Nematoda, Chromadorea, Rhabditida, Rhabditidae.
AUGGCCGGUGGUCGGCUCGUCUCCCCCACGGAUGCGGCUCUAAUAUCCGAUCUUGUUGAUCUACUCCAGGGUCUGUACGAUGCGGGACUAGCGGAGACCACCUGGCUGCUUGGCGGCCCUAGCGACGAACGCGGGGAGCGCGACUCUGAUGCGUGGCGUACCGCGGCGCUGCGGAGGGACACGAAUCAGGAGUAUCGGAUUACGGCUGUGCCUGCCUCUGCGGUGUAUCCAUUCGUAUGCAGUUUGUCGCAUAUUGCGCGACGACGGCUACUUUUUCAACAACAGUUAAUACCCAGAGGAGCCAGCCGACUGAGCAGCAGCACCCCAUCAUCCGUCUUCUUUUUUCCGAGGCAACCCACCGAUUUUGUGGCCCUACCUUGCCAGGCGGACGCCACCACCUCCCUCGCUUAUACCAAGUUCCACUGUACAGCCACCAACAAGUUGGGCUCCGUGCGUAGCCCCUCCGUUCUUGUGCGCGCCGCUUUUGUGGAGGCAUUUGCCCAACGACGCUUCGAUGUGUUCCCCCUGGCCGACGGUGGGGCGAGGCUGGAAUGUAUGGCCCCGGCUCAUCAGCCUAGUAAGUUGACUUCGGGUGGAAGCGUU